This is a messenger RNA of Trichogramma pretiosum, 551 nucleotides long. RefSeq lists its product as uncharacterized. The record is from RefSeq and is a predicted model, not a curated record. NCBI's taxonomy places the organism in Eukaryota, Metazoa, Arthropoda, Insecta, Hymenoptera, Trichogrammatidae. The coding region runs from base 65 to 457 and encodes 130 amino acids. The transcript is spliced from 3 exons.
UUAAAAUUUUCAAAACAGUCGAUUUUCAGGCACGACAACGUUAGCGUCGUGCACGGAAAUAAACAUGAAGUUGGUAUUUAUUUUUUCCUGUAUAUCAGCAUUGUUCUUGAGUGUAAACGGUCUUCCCACGUUGGGCUUGAAAAUCGGCCCGACGAGCCAUCGCGUCUGGCGACCCCCGCGUUGCGAGACCAUACCCUUCCACGUGUCCAGCGGCAGCCAGACCUUCUACCGUUUCGUCGAGAACACGGACUCGUGCGUGCCGUUCCAGGCCGACCAGCUGCCCAACUGGUACGGCUACGAGACGAAGCAGCAGUGCGAUCUCGAGUGCCGAAACAUAAUCUCGAGACCAGAUCCAGACCCGCCGAAAAAUGAUGAGGGAGGCGCGAAAGUAGAACCGACAGACGAUUACGAUUCUGGCGAGGAGGUCUACGACGAGUACACAGAUAGUAGGGUCUGAUACGUAACAUCUCGCGCUGCCAUGACGUCACUGAUAUUAUAGAUAUAAAAAGAAAUAAGCAAACGAAGUGAAAUAAAAGAUCUAUUUUCUCAUA